This is a messenger RNA of Xyrichtys novacula (pearly razorfish), 3408 nucleotides long. Lineage: Eukaryota; Metazoa; Chordata; Actinopteri; Labriformes; Labridae. The record is from the annotation of a GenBank genome assembly.
AUGUGCGGCAGUUGGUGGAGCAGCGCAGCGGUGACCCACGGGCUCAUCGCUUUGUUCGCCAUGGGCUCGUGGAUUUCCGUCAACAGUCUGUGGGUCGAGCUCCCGGUGGUUGUCAGCGUGCUGCCCGAAGGUCAGUUGACGUCUGGGGACUGAGUUUACCUUAACUGGCCUUUGGUCUGUUAGUCAUCCUGUAGACUUCGAUUAGAAAGGAGGGAGAGGAUUUAUAUUAAUUUACUGUUUAAUUAAUGAAGCUUUGGAGUCCUCUUUGGGACAUUAGCUAAAUAUAAGGGGCGGUGGCUUAUAACAGAUGAUUACAGUUAACAAACUAAAUGGAUGUUGAAGUUACAUGUAUGUUUUUUUGGAAGUUUUUCAGGUAAAAUCAAUAAAAUUAUCUAAAAUCAGAUUUUAAACAGUCACAAGAGAGAAAAAAUGUGCACUUUGGAAUAGCCCAACACAACACAAUACUCACUAAAUACGUAUGACACUAUUAACACCAACUUAUACUCCAAAUUUUCAUUUUAUUUUUACUGACUUCAGUCCAUAUUGUCCGUUUUUUCUUUCUAAAUGUGGUCAUCUUUUAAAAUACUGUCUUAUAACAGAGUAUUUAACCUAACAGGUAAUAUAGUUACAGGUAAGUUAGUCAAUACUAUGACAUAUAAAUGUUAGAAAUACUGAGUUCAGUCAUUUAGUUUUCUUUUGAUUGAAAUAUUAAGUGUAGAAAUGACCAUGAGUCGGAUGUUUCUGUACUCUAAAUCCCUUUUUUAAUUAAUCUUGGGAAUAAUUCUAAUAUUUGAGACACUGGACUUCUCAUUUUCACUGACUUCGAGUCAAAGUCAACAAAAUAAAUAUAUAGAUUUUAUCAAAGAAGGUCACUUUAUUAAAUAUAUAAAGUUUUAUACUCUAUAGCAGUGUUUUUCAACCUUUUUUGAGCCAUGGUACAGUUUUUCAUUCAAAAAAAAAAAUCACGAGGCACACCACCAACCAAAAUUUUACUAAAUGACACUUGGUAGCCCCAAAUACAGUUUAUAUUAUGACAAUAUAGUCUCUCUGUUAAUUCAUACUCACCAUGUGUGAAACCUGGGGCUGUAGAUUACAGCACAGACACUUGAGACUUGAAUAUUAUUUGCAGAUAAAUUAUUUUUUUUUAAAAAGUGAAAUUGGAUAAUUUUCAUGGUACACCUAACUAUCUGUCAUGGCACACUGGUUGAAAAACACUGCUCUAUAGCAUGACCUAUUUCAUGAUGUUCUUAUUUCUAGAGAUGCAUCUGCAGGAUGGAAGGCUUUGGUGAGAAAAUGUUGGUUUGUGUUGAUUUUGGUGACCCCAAGUGGACAAAACAGUACCUCUCAUAUUUUAACUGAUUUCUCAUAUACACAGGUGAGAAGUGUUAAAAAAAAGUCUCAUGUAGAUUAUUUUAAAUCCUGGGCUGGACAGGAUUAUGGAGGCAGUCUUACAUCUAUCCUUUGGUGCAUAAAAAGACUAAUAGAAAUAUGAAGCCUUUAGACUAAGAGUCACAUCUGUUUUUAUAGAUGUAGAGGGUGGAGGUGGGAAAAGCAGCCCUCACAGGCUUUAUUACUCUAACAUAUGUUACCUUCCUUCCUGUUCAGGGUGGAACCUGCCGGCCUAUCUCUCAGUGCUGAUCGCUUUCGGGAAUAUUGGACCUAUCGCUGUGACCAUCACACACCACUGUGCUCCGGGACGUUUAAACGAACGCCUCAUCAUUCACUGCAUCCAGCUGCUGGCUGUGGCCGCGUCUGCUCUCAUGGCUGUUUUCUGGUCGCACACCGUCACAGUAGCAGGAGAAGAUAGGUCCCUGCUGUUCCUGCUGUUCACCUUUGUGCUGGCUUUAGUUUGCUGCACCUCCAACGUCACCUUCCUGCCUUUUAUGUUUCGUUAUCCGCCCGAGUACAUCCGCACCUUCUUCAUAGGUCAAGGCUUCAGCGCCUUGUUCCCCUGCAUCGUGGCUUUAGGACAAGGUGUCGGUAAGCUGGAGUGUAAAACUGUGAACGGCACGGUGCAGCCACAGUAUCUGAAAGAGAACUUCCCCGCACAGAACUUCUUCUGGUUCUUGUGUGCCAUGCUGUUCAUCUCAUCGGUGAGUUUCUGGGCUUUAAUACAGAGGCAGACUGAGACGCAAAAAGACGCACUCCCGCAGGGGGAGGACAAUGCAACAGCGGCCAAAAACGGCGAGGAAACACACCCGCUGCAUAACGGAGCCAUGACGCCCGUGUCCGAGGAGCAGGUGCGGGUCGAGGAGCAAAUACAAGUUCAGACGUUUUGGACUCGGAGCAACAUCUACCUGCUGUUGCUGCUCGCUAUCUCCAACGCUCUCACCAACGGGGUGCUGCCAUCUGUGCAGAGUUUCACCUGUUUGCCUUACGACACCAUGACCUUUCACCUGUCUGUGGUCCUCGGGAACAUAGCGAACCCGCUCGCCUGCUUUCUUGCCAUGUUUGUCGCCCUAAGGUCAGAAAAAAGAAUAUUCAUCAGGAACAACAGAAUUAAUACUUGUCAGAUAGUUACUUUUAGGAGUCUUCUUACAAUUAAUUGCGACAGCCGGGUUUUAAUCAUCCUGAUUUCUGUCUUCUAGGUCCUCGGCUGGUCUUGGCUCUUUGUCUUUAGCGGGGGGAGUAUUCGCAGCAUAUCUGAUGGCGUUGGCAGCACUCAGUCCCUGUCCUCCUCUCCGGGAAGGCCUUGUUGGCAAGGCUUUAGUGGUGAGUGUGGACUCUGGUUUAAAGAUGAGACAAAUGAAAUUGAGUUGCAUAAAUAUUUUCCUAUUCUUGUCUGAUAUAACAUUUCAGCAGAUGUAGAAAUAUUAUAAAAAUGUGUGAUUUCCCCACGCCAUUAGCAAUCAUGCGUCCCCAUAUUACCAGGGAUGCUGUGUGCUUUCUUAAAAGACUGUCAAGUUUGUAUUCGUCGGACCUCAAGAGGGUUUUCCUGUUCGCCUCAGUCCACCCUGGUUCGGCUCAGGUUUAGAGAAGUGAAAUGCAAGAGCAAAACAAUGAUCUGGUAAUCUUUGACUGCUGUCAGUCUCCUUACGUGAGCUUACAGACAGAACAGAUGAAACACCGAGAACUCGAUGCCCUCAGCUUGAGAAAACACACAACCCGCACAGCUGUGACAAAAAUCCUGCUCUUGUGUGCCCCCUACAGGUCAUCUCCUGGAUUGUCUUCACCGGCCUCUUCUCCUAUCUGAAGGUGGUCAUUGGGACUUUGCUUCACGAGGCCGGUCACGCUGCCCUGCUGUGGUGCGGCAUCUCCAUCCAGGCCGGCUCUCUGAUCGGAGCCCUCACCAUGUUCCCCCUCAUCAACAUCUACCAUGUGUUUGAGCGCGCUCGGGAGUGUGUGGACGACUGUACCGUUCCUCAUAAUGGGAGCAUUGUGGCGCUGCACAUUGGCCAGGGGAUGUAG